UUCGGCAGCGAAAAUUCCCCCAGCGCUGGCGUUAACUACGAGACUAUGAGUGCAGCACUACACUCGAUGCGGUCCGAACGUCUUGACGAACUGAUUCUCAGUGCCCAUUAGAGACGACAUCAGUGCGAGGUCUGACCUGGGGGAGACAUGACCUGCCGCAGUUAGAUUCGGAUCUCGUCUCUGACAGGAGCCGUCUUCAUCUUCUAAGAGCAUACACGAUGGCGAGCAAAGGGAAUCGUUUCCCUCUGAAGAAAAAAUUCGUGCAGAUAUACGAAGGACUCCUGGACGGCGAAGAGCCGUGGAGCAGCAACGAUCAUUUCUGGGACGAGCUGUUCCUCUUGAAGGUAAACAGCGGCUUCUUGACGAAAGAAUUCGAGCUCAUGAAACCGGAGAAACUUCUGCAAUUAAAACCGGUCAUAAAUCGAAUUUCCGCGGAAAGUAUUCGAGCGGUGAAGUCCGACAACCGUAUCAGAAUUGUCAACGCAUAUGAAACUUUCGCGACUUUGGUACGAGCCCUCUUCAGCAAGAACAGGGAGCUUGAUCUAGGCAUCGAUGUGAUAGAUCUGCUACUUGGGACGGAUGUGGCAGAGGCCUCCAUGGAAGAUUUACUAGGAGUUUCCUGUACUUUUCUCGAAAUACCUUUCCCGCAUGGUUUCCAUCAAACGGUCCUCGACACGCUAUUGGUAUUAGUAACGGCUGCGGAGACGGUAUCCAAUAAUGUGCUGGUGGAGUUUCUCAUGACCACCUCGGUCUUCGAAGCUCUGAUUGGUCUCCUAUCGGACGGAAUUUCACGGCAGAAGUGCGGCUAUCACGCUGUGCUCCUGCUGACGUUGAUCGUUAACUACAGGAAAUAUGAGAGCACCAACCCUUACAUUAUGAAACUCUCAAUUGCUGACAACGAGCUUGCUCUGAACGGCUUCGGUCAGGUAAUCGCUUGUACCCUGUACGAUUACAACCGGCGUUUCGCUGCUCCUGGAGCUCGGGAGACCGUGACUCGAAACAGCGUACCUGGUGGUAUGUUUUCGGGUCUCACAUCGUGGAUGGGCAUAUUCACACCACUGUCCAGUCCCGAGGAAUCGAGCCCAAUCGAGGGGGAGAACAAACGUUGCGAUGCCGCUUUGCUCGCUAUGUACGAGGCUGUGCACCUGAACAGAAAUUUUUUCGCGGUGCUGACGAAUACUCAGCCCGGGAGCAUCGAGCUCAGACCGGCCUCCCCGCCGCUGACCCCGUCGACUCCAGAUGCACCGAGUAGCGGAUCGCAUGUCCGGAGCGACAACCAGAGUUUCGAAAGUCACAAUGCUGAUCUUCACGAGGCGCCGACGAAUCUUUUUGUCACAUUCAUCGAGUUUGUCUCGAUCGUCAUGCAGAAUACCAAAGAAGAGUCCUCGUUCCACACCACGAAGCUUUGUUUCAUAAACUUGACGUGCAUAGCUGAAGAUCAGUACGCCAAUUCCAUCAUGCACGAUAUAAAUAUGCAAUACAAAGUCGUGAUCCACCACGCGCCGAUGAGGCACCGGAAGCUACCAUCAACUCGCGAUUGCCCGUCCCGACCGCUCGCUGCGGCAGUACUAGACCUCAUGGUUGAGUUCAUGCUCUGCAACAUGAGGAAAAACUUCUCCCUCGACCUUUACGUACGAUGUCUCGGAAUCGUUCACCGACUCCUCUGCUAUCAGAAACGGUAUCGUGUGCGUCUCUUAUAUCCAUGGAAGGAACUGUGGAGUGCCCUGAUCAGCGUCUUAAAAUUCAUCCUUGCAAACGAGGUUACCUUGGCGAAACGUUACAACGUCUUCAUCGUUUGUUCGCAAAUCGUGAACAUAAUAAACCUCUUCAUUACGUACGGGGACACUUUUCUCGCCUCGCCGCCAAGUUACGACGAGUUGUACUAUGAGAUCAUCCGCUGUAAUCAGGUUUUCGACAAUCUUUAUUCGACAGCGCUGCGAUACGCUUCGGGCGACUCGGAGAAAACCACUCAGUGGCGAGAAUCAGCCGCAAGACUUGCGAGUCAUCUGGUGAAUAUUCGAGCGAUUGUUAAUCACUUCAACCCGAAGAUCAACUCGUGGGCAACCGCAAACGGACUCGCGUCCCUUACUGAAGCUCAGGUCCUCGAAGUUGUUCGUGGAAACUAUGAUUCUUUGACUUUGAAACUCCACGAUAACCUCGAUCAGUUUGAGAGGUAUUCGGAGAAACCUCGCGAAACCCCAUUUUUUGCCGCCAUGGUCAAAUCAAUUCUGGAACACGUUCGUAAACAAUCCGAAGAUGAGCGACAUCAGCAUUCACAAACCACCACGAUUCCGGAGCUGAGUGGUGUCCGGUGACGUCAGAUCCCAGGGUGAUUGACUCUUCUUUGAAAUAAUGUUUCCAUGACCGAUAUGGAGUCUUCUUGUGCCU
Messenger RNA from Galendromus occidentalis (western predatory mite), 2388 nucleotides. RefSeq names its product armadillo-like helical domain-containing protein 3. NCBI's taxonomy places the organism in Eukaryota, Metazoa, Arthropoda, Arachnida, Mesostigmata, Phytoseiidae. The coding region runs from base 219 to 2315 and encodes 698 amino acids. The transcript has 13 exons. The record is from RefSeq and is a predicted model, not a curated record. Gene Ontology annotation, cellular component: cytosol.